This is a messenger RNA of Trichoderma gamsii, 564 nucleotides long. RefSeq lists its product as hypothetical. The record is from RefSeq and is a predicted model, not a curated record. The coding region runs from base 1 to 564 and encodes 187 amino acids. NCBI's taxonomy places the organism in Eukaryota, Fungi, Ascomycota, Sordariomycetes, Hypocreales, Hypocreaceae. The transcript has 3 exons.
AUGGCGGAUCGUGAAUGGCGAAUGACUCUCGCGAUAGAGGAGAGCCGGGCAGGGCAGCAGACAAGACCGAGAGGCCGUUCCGCCGCCGACGAUGAUGGUUAUGCGCGCCAGCUCCUCAUUCAACUGCGAGUGCACCAGACGCUAUGUGCUCGGAAGCAGCCCAUCUUCAUGCUUGUUCGCCGCAAGACUAGCCGGGGGGUGAAAGAGGCCAGCUGGGGAUGGCUUGUCGACGCCUACCACACGAAGAGUAGUGCUGCCAGCACUGCUGUUCCAGAGACUGCGUUGCACGUUGGCGGUCCAGAAGAUGGCCUACUGGGACCAGUGGCUGGCCCUCUAGCUUGGGCGGGUCUUCCCAAGGAUAGGUACAGUAGAGCAGACGACGACGACGACGACGACGACGACGACGGAAAGACAAGGGAGCGGCACGGCUGUCCUACACUCACAGGCACAUCUGAAUUUCAAACUCCGUACUCUACAUACCUGGCCCCUACCGACCAGGUCUUUAUGCCGGGGAGAGCACCUCCACGUCUCUCUGCAGGGACUGACUGGCCGACGCUAGGAUAG